Messenger RNA from Patella vulgata (common limpet), 3010 nucleotides. Its product is annotated as zinc finger protein 37. Gene Ontology annotation, cellular component: chromosome. The record is from RefSeq and is a predicted model, not a curated record. Gene Ontology annotation, biological process: regulation of transcription by RNA polymerase II. Lineage: Eukaryota; Metazoa; Mollusca; Gastropoda; Patellidae. The transcript has a single exon. Gene Ontology annotation, molecular function: chromatin insulator sequence binding. Bases 165 to 2573 code for a protein of 802 amino acids.
AAUUGGUCAGCGUGAGAAUUUUAUGAGAAUGUAAUGAACACUGAAUCAUGUUUCGAAAAACUCACAAAACAUGCAAGAGAUAUGCCAGAAAAAUGUUUCUAAUUUGACACAACACCUUCGAUGACGAUUUUCAGACGCUUCUUUAUGCAUGAAUCUUAAACAAAAUGCCGCUUUUGUCCAACAUUGUCAAAGGGAUUGAAGUGACUUUUCCGCUGUCAUUUCUCCGAAAUCUUGUUUUAAAAGAUGUCGAUUCCAAAACUGAAAUCGUUGAAAGAUACAACGCUGAGACCAAUAAUAAUAAAUGUAUUUUAGACGUUAAGAGGUCCGAUAUUCUGGACAGUGAAGUCAGUUUAACUUUCAUCUUGGAUUUCCUUCAAUCCCGACAGAAAUUGAACAGGGGACAGUUGAAAUGCUCCGUGACAAAUUUAUCCGAAGCUUUGCCAUCAGCUGAUGUUGAGACAAAUUUAGGCAUCAUUAAUGAUGAACCAAACGAAACUGUUCAAAAAGAUGCUAACAAUGAUUCUGAGAAGUUGACUGACAGAAUACCAAGAAAACGUGGAAGACCAAAGGGAAGCACAAAAUCUGUAAUCAAUAAAGAAAUUCCUCCAACAGACACAGAUCUGCUGUCAGCAAACAAUGAUUCGUCUAAGAGUAAUUAUAGAUUACGUGGGGUAAAGCUCUCGUCGAAAAUCAUGAAACUGGAGAAAAGCUCGUUUGAUGAAGAAGAAGAAGAUGAAUUGAGUGAUGGACAAGAUGUGGAUACGACUCCGAAUUCAGAUAAUAAAUCUUUCCAAAGCGUCAACGAUAAUCUCUUCGGAAAGGAAAAUCUGGACCAAAAUUCUUCUAAUUCUAACGAUAUAAAACCAGGUCAAAUGGAUGACGCAAAUGCACAUGAAAUUUCAAAAUUAAAUUCAUUAAAAGAAAAGGCAGAUCAAACUAGGGUAGUUAAACAUUUGAUAAAAACAAAGAGGGUUUUAAGAACAGAUAGUGAAAACGAUGGCAUUUCUGAGCUUGCUGGCAAGACGCAAACAUUGAUAAGGGCAAAUUUAAAGCAAAAGAUGUAUGCUUGCGUAAUAUGUGACAAUAAAUUAUUUCCCACAAGGCAUGAAUUAAAAACACACGAAUUAAAUGAUCACAAGAAUCUAACUUGCUCUAAAUGUGAUAACAAAGUUUAUAAACACAUUCAUUCGUUAAAAAGUCAUUGCAUCUGGAUUCAUGGUAAAAAUUCUAACAGUAAAAAACAUUUGUGCCACCUUUGUUCAUCCAGAUUUAAAUUUGCCAACAGUUUGAAGCAGCACAUUGAGGAAAUACACGAGGGAAUUUCAAACCUGAAGUGCAAAGUUUGUGGUAAAUCAUUUUAUAAACUAUCUCAGUUACGGAGACAUGAAAAAAUUCACGGUGAUGCUAAAACAAAACUGAGGUGUGAAAAAUGUGGGCAGGGCUUUUGGCAUGAAUCGAAUCGCCAGCGCCAUAUUAGGCUCAUUCACAUGAAACCUCAUAUUGAAAAAUUCCAUUGUCCAUACUGCGGGAAAGGAUUUACCCACAAAGCCGGAAUGAUCUCUCACAUCAAAUUGAUUCACAUGAAUUUAUUGAAUUUUCGAUGUUCCGAGUGCUCUGUCGUAUUUGCACGAUCAAAGUUAUUGGUGGAUCAUAUGGUGCAUAUCCAUAAUGUAAAGGACUUCAAGGUUUUAGAGUCUCGUCCCACACGCUAUAAAUACAACCGUACCCCUGACGAUCUGCUGCAGUGCUCCAAAUGUUCGCAAUCGUUUUGUUACAAAGCAGAAUUAAUAGAGCACAUGCACACGGCUCAUGCAGAUUCAUUUUCCUUUGUGUGCGUCGAGUGCAAACAGGGCUUCAUGCAACAACAUUUCUUAAAUAGACAUAGAAAAAUUGCCCAUAAUGCAACUUUAACGCAAGAAGAGGAAGAAGAAUUAGAAACCUCGGAAAUGCACAAUGCAGCAGCGGACAUAUCUGAAGAAUUAAUCACAAUACAAAAUAACGGAACGCCCGAAGAUGCCUUUUCUUUUGUUGGAUCGAAGAGCAAUAUCAGAUAUGUCGUACAAAAUGAUACAAAUUUAUCUUACGAUACUUCAAAUGUAUCGUUCAUCACGGCUGAUAACGGAAACAUUGCCUAUCUUACCAGUGAAAACGAUGGCGAGGUGACGUUUUUGAAGACUGAAAAUGUGGAAUCAGAGGUGAUGUAUUCAUCCAGUGAGUCUGGUAAUGUGACAUAUGUAACCAACGUAGAAUAUGAAAACCUGGAAGAAGUUGAAACUUCUUUGAAUCUUGAUGCAAAUGUAGAAAUGUCCGAGACAUCAUCAGGAAAAGAGAUGAUUGGAGAGCGCCUGGUGUUCCAGGUCGAGGAUGGCGACAAUACGGUCAGCUACGUUAUUCAGCAAUCAAAAGAUGGAGAAACACAAGACAUAGCCACCGAAGACAUCGCAGAAUUAUUAUUGGCGGCAAAACGUUCUGGAACUAUUUCUUCCAAACAUUGCGAUCGGAUGCUUUCGAAUUACACUAGUGUUAUGACUCAUGAUGAAAGCAAAACUGAUGAAAACAUUGACGAUUCAUAGCUACAUCGUGUACUUUUGUUGGUGAAGAUAUAUGAUCAGAGUAAAAUAUUUCUGUCGGUCGGUCGGUUGGUGUUAAAUAGGUCAGGUAUACCUACAUACACUUGUCAACUUGUGGGUGUUCCUAGUACUUGAUGGAGAACAGUACCACGCAUAAAAAACCCAGAAACAAAUGAUGACAAACCUGUGGACAAGACAGACAACAAACAUAUCAAGUACGGUAAUAUGAUUAUCAAGUGAAUAUAUCCAUAGGGCUGUACAAGUAUUGACUAUCAAUAUAUUUCGAACUAUAAUAAUGCAGUGAUGUGUUGUGAAUGAUUUUUAGAUCAGUUUUUGGAAAGAGAGAAUGGUACAAGUUUUACAAAGUAACAAUGAGCUAUAUUAAUAUAUUAUUUAUUUAUUAUGAAAUGGGAAUAAAUUUAAAUUGUUGGUAGUGUUAA